Hippocampus zosterae (dwarf seahorse) is the source of this 6310-nucleotide messenger RNA. It is a transcript of the gene znf687b, whose product is annotated as zinc finger protein 687b. The transcript has 9 exons. Bases 89 to 4213 code for a protein of 1374 amino acids. Lineage: Eukaryota; Metazoa; Chordata; Actinopteri; Syngnathiformes; Syngnathidae. The record is from RefSeq and is a predicted model, not a curated record.
GUCACGUGACGGGAAGCGUUUGCGUUUUCAGCUGCAACCCGAUCUAAGGCUAGUCGGAAAAAUCGCACAUCCAGGCGUUCGUCCCGUAAUGGGGGACAUGAAGACCCCAGAUUUUGAUGACCUGCUGGCAGCGUUUGACAUUCCGGACAUCGACGCCAAGGAGGCCAUUCAGUCGGCGCCGGAUGAGGUGGAGGGACCUCACGGGCCCGCCGCGGCGCCUCUUGGGAAGACCGACAACACGGCGGGGUUGCCCAGCCCCUCCGACCCACAGGCGGACACGUCCAUCGUGAGCGUGAUCGUAAAAAAUAAAGUGCGCGCCGAGAUGACGGCAGGUGAAGAAGACGGAGACGCAGAGCCAGACGCCAUUGACGUCAUCGCGGGGGCGGACGGGGGUCCUCAUCUUGGCGGGAUGGCGGAACCCGAUGCGGUCAACCACAACGGUUUCGGGGCGUCGGGCGUCUCUGCCGCGCUUUCCGUCAGCCGGUCCAAUGGUGCCCCGUGGCCCCCGAACGCCCCGAAAGCAUCAGCGGAGACGUCGGGCGCGGUCGCGCUCAAGUCCGCCAAGCAGGCGGGGAACAUUUUUAACAGACUGAAGCCUCUGCUGGGCCCCGGUUCAGGAGAUCCGGUGGGCCGGGCGAGGAAGAUGCAGCUUCUGCAGCAGCAGCAGCAGCAGCAGGAAGCGGGGCAGGAGAGAGCGGACGGCCUCAAAGCGGCACUACCCUGCGGGUCUUCCGCAGGACCGGCCCCGGCUUACUUCCCGCCCGCGAAGCCUCUUCCCGCCCCGCCCGCCGCCCUUUCGUCACACGUCAAGCAUUUUAACGGCGCCCCCAAAAUGGCGGACUAUCAAGACCAAGAAAUGGAGGAGGACGAGGAGGAGGAUUCAGACGCAGAUUUGGACAGUCCGCUGGUGAUUCAGGAGAAUCCCGACUCGCCGCUUUCCACUGCGAUCAACCGUCGUUACAAGGAUCUAAGCCAGCCUGCGUCGUCCGCUCCGCCUCAGCCAAAGCCGGGGCGCACCCCCCAGGGGGCGUCUCCGCCCCCCGAGUCGGUCCCCGCGGGGAACGAGACCCCUCGGCUGGAAGAGAAGCACCCGGAGCACGUCAUCGAGGAGAGAGACUCUCCGGAGAGCCCCGAACCGGAGGCGCCCAAGUCGAGCGCUCAGGUGAGGUGUUGCGGCCCCGCCGCCACGGGCGCCGCCGCGUGCCCCGCGCCGCCUUCUUGCGAGUUGAGGGAGCCCAAGGAGGAGGAGGAGGAGAUGGAGGUGGGGAACGGGACGGACAAGACGGUCGACGGCACCGCCGACAAGGCGGAAGACGCGGGCGAGGAAAAGACGGAGGCGGACGAGGGCAAGCCGAAAGGCGUCCUCCCCGAGGGUUUCUCGCCGGCCGCCCCGGGGGCUCCGUCGCGGCCUCUCAAAGUGCGCAUCAAGACAAUCAAGACGUCCACGGGCGGCAUCACCAGAACGGUGACGAGGGUGGCCCCCAAGGGCGGCGCCGGAGGCAAAGGUCCCGAGCCGAAAGGGGGCAGUGAGCGCAGGGUGUUGGCGAGCAAAGCGGCCAAGGCUGACCAGCAGCAGCAGCAGCAGCUGGCGGUGCCGGCGUCGGCGCUGGCCGCCAGCAGCGUCAUGCUCGCCGCCGCCAGCAAAGUACAAAGCAAGAUGGGCGCCUCCGACAAGGCCAAGGUUUCCGUCACCGCCGUCAACGUGACCAAAUCGGCCGCUCUGCCCGCCACGCCCAAGUUCUCCGGGAUGGGCGCGCGGACGGCGGCCAAGGCCUCGGCCAACGGCGCCGCCCCCCAGUCGAACAAGCCGGCGUCCAUCGUGAACAGCGCCGGCGCCGUCAUCUCCCGCAGCCAGUCCAGCCUGGUGGAGGCUUUCAACAAGAUUCUCAACAGCAAGAACCUGCUGCCCAGCUACAAACCCGACCUGUCGGCGGCGCCGCCCCCGGAGUGGGGGCUCCCGCUGCCGGCGUCGGGCUACCGCUGCCUGGAGUGCGGCGACGCCUUCGCUUUGGAGCGCAGCCUGGCCCGCCACUACGACCGGCGCUCGCUGCGCAUCGAGGUGACGUGCAACCACUGCGCCAAGCGGCUGGCCUUCUUCAACAAGUGCAGCCUCCUGCUGCACGCCCGCGAGCACAAGGAGCGAGGCCUGGUCAUGCAGUGCUCGCACCUGGUCAUGAGGCCCGUCACCGUGGAGCAGAUGAUCGGCCAGCAGGACGUCACGCCCGUCGGUAGUAAGCGCAAAAACCCCGCCGCCGCGCCGCAGGUUCUCCUUUGGCCGGAGGGGAACCUCCCCUUUAACUGCGCGACUUUCCCACCAGGUGUGCUGUCCUCCCCCUCUGCCGCCGCCGGCUCCAGCCCAAUGAAGGACGGAGCGGCGGCGGCGGCCGGCUCGGCUCCGCUGCGCCAGGUGCGCCGACCGGCUCAGGGCCCUCAGGCGCUGAUGCCGCUGCCCUGCAAGAAGGCCGACAACCUGCAGUACAACAACUACAAGUGUCCCGAGUGCCAGACGCAGUUCUCGGGCAAGGCGGCGCUGGUCGCGCACUUCCAGCAGAUCAGAGCUUCGCCCAAUUCGACGUGCUCCCAGUGCUCUCCGCCGAUGAUGCUGCCCAACUCGUGCGCCGUCUCCGCCCACCAGAGGAUCCACAAGCACAAGGCGCCUCACGUGUGCCCCGAGUGCGGGGGCGCGGCGCGGCAGGCCGUCUUCCGGACCCACCUGGACGAGGCUUGCCUGCACUUUGCCAGGCGCAUCGGCUACAGGUGCUCCAGCUGCCAGGUGGUGUUCGGCGGCCUGAACUCCAUCAAGUCUCACAUCCAGACGGCCCACUGCGAGGUCUUCCACAAAUGCCCCAGCUGCCCCAUGGCCUUCAAGUCGGCCCCCGGCGCCCAAAGCCACAUGGGCGCGCAGCACCCGGCGCUCGCCGGCGGCCAGGCCAAGAUGAUCUACAAGUGCGUGAUGUGCGACACCGUUUUCACCCAGAAGCCCUUGCUCUACAUGCACUUUGACACGCAUCUGGCCAAGCAGAAGGUGCACGUCUUCAAGUGUCCCGACUGCACCAAGCUGUAUGCGCAGAAAGGCUCCAUGAUGGAGCACAUCAAGACGGCGCACAGAGGCCCCGCGGCAAAGCAGGAAGCCGCAUCCGACACCCCCGCCGCCGCCGCCGUCCCCGCGACCGGUCCCAAGGCCAAGCCCGACAACUCCGACGGCGAGGACUGGGGGCGAGACCGCGAGGAGGAAGAGGACGACGACGACGACGAGGAAGACGACGAUGACGACGACGACGGGGACGAAGACUACGAAGGGCCCGGCUCGGGCGCGGCGGGAGCCACGCCCGGCGCCCCCACCGAGUGGACGUGCCCGCAGUGUCAGAGCACCUUCGCCGACAAUGACGACUACGUCAGCCACGUCAAGUUGGAGCACGGGAAGUUCCCCUGUCGCAUUUGCGGGGGCAACUUCAGCACGUCGUCCAGCCUCAGACGUCACGAGAGGGUCAUUCACGAGGGCAACAAAAGGGUCUUCCAUUGCCAGUAUUGCACGGAGGGUAAACGCACCUUUGGCAGCCGCUUCCUGCUGGACAAACACAUCCGGCUCAAGCACAGAGGCACCGAAGGACAGGCAGUCCCGAUGACCCGGAAGCGCGCCGCCACGGGCGCGGAAGGUCCCGGCAGCUCCUCGGAGCAAGACGGCGAGGGGGCGGCUCCCGGCGGCAGGCCGGCGGACGGGGAGGACGAGCCCCCGGAGGACGGCGAGGAAGGGGGCUCGGGCCCCGCCAAGAGAAGCCGGGCCUCGGCCGAGCCGGAGGAGGAGAGCGGCGGCGGCGGCGCCUUCCGCUGCGUGCCGUGCGGCUUCUCCACGGAGGACGGCGCCGAGUUCCAGCGCCACAUCCCGCAGCACCGCGCCGACGCCGCCUCCUUCCAGUGCCCGCAGUGCGGCGUGUGCUUCGCGUCGGCCGGCUCGCUGAGCCGGCACCGCUUCAUCGCCCACCGCGUGCGGGACGCCCAGGGCGACGCGGACCGCGGCGCGGGACGGGCGUCCCCGGACGGCUCGCCCCGCGCCGGCGCCGCCUCGCCUCCGGCUCCGGGCGAGGAAGGCGACGGCAACCUGAUCUGCAGGGUGUGCGGGCGCCGCUUCGACAAGGCCUCGGAUCUCAACACCCACUUCCGGACCCACGGCAUGGCCUUCCUCACCGCGCACAAGACCGACAAGCCCCAGUAGGACGCCGCCGGGCCGGUCUUGCUUCUCAAAACAUUUGGGCUCUGGGGGAGGACCCUCUCAUGAUCCUAAUGGCAACUCGGCGGCAAUACCACAUGUGGCCCUGAAUGCCAUUCCAACGAUUUCAAUUCCCAUAACCCGUUCAAUGGGAAGGCGCUUCAAAGCAAUUCACUUCAAAUCCAUAAGAUAGCGGCAAAGCACUACUUUCCCAUCGCAGAGUCGAAAUGACAUGAAUACUCACAUUUCAACAUACCCGUCACCAAGAUGCUAUACGAAGCGAUACCGGUAGACAGCACCCGGUUAGGUUUUUCGGUAAAUGGCGACGAAAUAAACGAAACACAAAUUAAGCAGGGGAUAAAACUUUAUAUCAAAAACGAAUGUUCAAAAAACACACACUAGCAUUCGUGAGAUAAAGCGAUCGAGUCCUGUUGUGAACAGUGGAAAAACGGAAGUGACUGACGUCGGCACCCCACAAGUUUCUUUUCUCCUCAACUGUAAAUAUACCAGAAACCAUUCGGGCGGGGGGGGGGGGGGGGGGGGCACCCUGAACCGGCUGCUAGCCAAUCGCAGGGCACACGGAUGAACGACCGUCCGCGCUCACACUCGCGCACGCCGCGGGACAAUUUGGAGUGUUCAAUCGGCCUGCCGAGCAUGUUUUUGGAACGUGGGAGGGAAGCCGCGCGGGCCCGGGGAGAACGUGCAAACUCCACACAGGGAGGCCGGAGCCGGAAUUGAACCCGGUACCGCUGCGCUGUGAAGUCGACGCGCGAACCGCCGACCCGCCAACAUUGGCCUCAAAUAAAUGUACAUAUUUAAUUUUCAUAUAUGUGCGCAUGUGACAACCGACCCAGGUUGUUCCUCAGUAGGCGUCACGGUUCAGCUUGCUUCCUUGACACCAAUGACCGACUUCCUAAUAGCCAGGACGACAAUACAAAAACGUGAGUAGCUAAUAAAGUACAUCACAAUAAGAUCAGAGCUUUUAAUUGGUCCAAAGCUCAGGUGGAGAAAUAUUGUCUGGCACGCCGCACGUAAAGGUUUGCACUUUUGGAGGGGCGCGGGGGGGAAUAAUAAUAAUAACAAUUCGAUAUAUUAAAAAAAAAAUCUUUCUUUUGCAGAGCCCAGUUGUAAGAACCACUGCUCUCGAAUGUUUGAACGAUCGCACUCUUGUUGCAUGCUCCCUUUUGAGCGAAACACGGCCGCCAUUCUACUGACCUCCCCGGAACUCGGAUUUGUACUCGUCAUAUUUAUUAUUUAUCGAACACUGCCGCGAGCUGGCCAGGAUCAUUUGUGAUGUUGUUGUUCAUUAAGACGCUAGAAGAAGAGGAGGAACAAGUGGGUAGUAUGUGCUUUUUGUUCUGUAAAUACAUAAUUACACUACAAGAAAAAAAACUUACGAUAAUGUGAAUACGUGUAGUAUUUGUACCGUACCGUUCCUUUUUAUUCCAAGUAUUAAACAAACACCCUACUAGGAGGAAGUCAAUGUGCAUCGAUACAUUUCUUUUGUAACACUUGGAAGAAGAAGAAGAAGAAAAAAAAACAUUUCAGUCUUGUUUUUAUCUUUUUAUAUACUGUACGUGUCAUAUUUAUAUAGACGGAUGAUAAUAGCGGAAGGUUCAUGUUGGGUUUUGUUUUCCCCAUGGUUGUGGUCUGCUUGCUGAAAAUGCCAUCCAUUCACUUUUGUGCAGUUUUCAAAUAAAUGUCAAAGAGACUUCGAUUUGGAUCUGAUUGUCAACAUCGGACGAAAAGGAGAGAAGGCAUCGGCUUCUCCCCCCCUGACAUGACUGGUGAUUUCCUUUUUUUUUUUAUCUUACGCAGCUUUGAAAUAAUCUCUGCGAGCAUUUCAUCACAGAAAGCAACGCAAGCACCCUGAUGGCUGCCGCAUUUGAAUGUUUUGACAUUUGCGACUGAGAUUUUUUCUCAUUUAAUAUCGGUAUUACUUUAUAUGAGUCAUUUCAAAUAAUUUUCACAUUUACAAAAACGUCUUAUUUUAUUGGGCGGAAAAUCACUUUUGAGAAAUGUGUUGAUCCAUUUCCAUUACGUUCUUUCAUUUCUACCAGUGUCAUAUAGUAACAGACAAAGCAAUGCAACUGAUUUGCCAUU